Messenger RNA from Sturnus vulgaris (Common starling), 2638 nucleotides. NCBI's taxonomy places the organism in Eukaryota, Metazoa, Chordata, Aves, Passeriformes, Sturnidae. The record is from RefSeq and is a predicted model, not a curated record.
GGCGGAGGGAAAAUGGCGGCGGCCGUGGCGGCCCCUGAGGACGAGCUGGUCUCGUCGGUGACGCUUUACCGGCGGCGGCCGCGGCUGCUCCGCGGUACCGUGCUGCCCUUCGCCGCCGGUCUCUACCCGGCUUGGUUAUGGCUGUGGGGGCCGCGCCUGUGGGGGCCGGCGGAGGCGGCGGGGCCGCCCGAAGCGGCGUUGUUGGCACUCGGCGCCAUCGCGGCGCUGCAGCUGCUGACGGCGCUGGCCGGGCUCUGGUCCGUGCACGCCGAGUGCGCCCUCAGCUGCGUCAGGGAGCCCUGUCCCCAAAAAGCCACCCUGGCCAAGGUGGUGCCAACCCCCAACAACGGCUCCGUGGAGCUGGUGCCAAUCCACAGGGAGCAGGGUGAGGAUGGACAGGAAGCUCUGAGCUUCGAAUUCCAGAAAAUCAAAUAUUCCUACGAAAUCCAUGGAAAAAAACAAUUCCUGCCCGUGGCUUUCCCUGUGGAACAUCCCUUGGGAUUUUACCAGAAUUCCAGAGGAUUCCAGGAGGAGCAGGAAAUUCGGGAAGCUGAGAGAAAAUUCGGGAAUAACAAGGCAGAAAUGGUGGUGCCAGAAUUCCUGGAGCUUUUCAAGGAAAGAGCCACGGCGCCGUUCUUCGUUUUCCAGGUUUUCUGCGUGGCCCUGUGGUGCCUGGAUGAGUUCUGGUAUUACAGCGUCUUCACCCUCUCCGGGGAAUUUCAGGUGUACAGGAACCGGAAGUGGCGCCCGAUUCCCAGCGAUGAAAUCGUGGCCGGGGACGUCGUUUCCAUCGGUCGCUCCCCCCAGGAGAAUUUGGUGCCCUGUGACCUCCUGCUGCUGCGGGGGCGCUGCGUGGUGGACGAGGCGAUGCUGACCGGGGAGUCCGUGCCCCAGAUGAAGGGGCUCAGGCCCGUGGAUAACGGAUGUUUGGCCUUCGCCCUCCGCACCGGCUUCAACACAGCCCAGGGGAAGCUGCUCAGGACCAUCCUGUUUGGGGUGAAAAGGGUCACGGCCAACAACCUGGAGACCUUCAUCUUCAUCCUCUUCCUCCUCGUCUUCGCCGUGGCCGCCGCCGCCUACGUCUGGAUCCAGGGUGGGAAUUCUGGGAAUUCCAGGAGGGUCUGGGGAGGAUUCCCAAAGCUUUUGGGGGGGGAAGGCAAGGAAGUGAUGCCAGUGUCAGAAAUUCCAGUGGAAACUCACCGGGCCAUCGCCUGCUGCCAUUCCCUGGUGCAGCUGGAGGAUGGGACAAUUGUGGGAGAUCCUCUGGAAAAAGCCAUGCUGACAGCUGUGGAUUGGACACUGACUAAAGAUGAGAAAGUUUUCCCGAGGAGUCUAAAAACUCCGGGAAUGAGAAUUCACCAGCGCUUUCAUUUCUCCAGUGCCCUGAAGAGAAUGGCGGUGUUGGCUUCCCUGGAAAACGCCUCUGGAGAAAUCCGAUACCUGGCGGCCGUCAAGGGCGCUCCCGAGACCCUGCACGCCAUGUUAUCCCAAUGUCCCAGCAACUACCACGAGAUCCAUCGGGAAUUCGCCCACGAGGGCGCACGGGUCCUGGCCCUGGGCUACAAAGAACUGGGAGCCCUGAGCCACCAGCAGGUGCGGGAGAUGAAGAGGGAAUCCCUGGAAUGUGACCUGAGAUUUGUGGGAUUCAUCGUGGUCUCCUCCCCCCUCAAAGCCGAUUCCAAGGCCGUGAUCCGAGAGAUCCAGAGCGCUUCCCACCGUGUGGUGAUGAUCACAGGGGACAGCCCUCUGACCGCCUGCCACGUGGCACGGGAGCUGCAUUUCCUGCAGAAAGAGAAAAUCCUGAUCCUGCAGCCCCCGGAGCGCCCCGGGCAGCAGUGGCAGUGGCGGUCCCGGGACGGCUCCGUGGCUCUCCCGGCGUUCCCGAAUUCCCUGCGGGAUCUCACGGAUCCCUUCGAGCUGUGCCUGACGGGGGAGGGGCUGGAGCAGCUCCGGCUGCGGGAUCGGGAUCGGCUGCUCCGGCUCAUCCCCCACAUCCGGGUCUUCGCCAGGGUGGCUCCCAAGCAGAAGGAAUUUGUGAUCACGGCCCUCAAGAGUUUGGGUUAUUGCACCCUCAUGUGUGGGGACGGCACCAACGACGUGGGGGCGCUCAAACACGCCGAUGUGGGUGAGGAAAUCCCCCAUGCCAGGGAGGAGGAAUUUGUGGAUCUGAGCCGGGAAUUUGAGCCUUCCCUGGUGAACAGCACCGUGUACCUGCUGGCCAUGGCCAUGCAGACAGCAACCUUUGCCAUCAACUACAAGGGCCAGCCGUUCAUGGAGAGCCUGGGGCAGAACCGGGCGCUGCUCUGGGCGCUGCUGCUCUCGGCCUCGGCCGUGCUGGGGCUGCUCAGCGGCGCCUGCCCCGAGCUCAACCUCGGCUUCGGCCUCGUCGAGAUCCCGGCUGAGUUCCGCCUGCUGAUCCUGGCCGUGCUGGUGGCCGAUUUCCUGCUCGCAUUUUCCGUGGAUCGGCUCCUGCAGCUCCUGCUGGGCAGCUCCCGCCUCCGAGUGCCUUCCUGAGGGGGCCAUUCCCAAAAUUCCCAAAAAAAAAACNNGGAAUUCCCGGCCCCUCGGCGAAGGAGGAUCCCGAAUUUUUUCACUUUUCCCAGGAAUGUUCUGGCAGCUUCCAAGGUGGGAAUUGAAC